Molecule: messenger RNA, 2446 nt
Organism: Daphnia pulicaria
Lineage: Eukaryota; Metazoa; Arthropoda; Branchiopoda; Diplostraca; Daphniidae
Product: ectonucleoside triphosphate diphosphohydrolase 5-like
Exons: 12
Coding region: 527-1945 (472 amino acids)
Biological process (GO): nucleoside diphosphate catabolic process
Cellular component (GO): membrane
Molecular function (GO): UDP phosphatase activity; GDP phosphatase activity
Source: RefSeq, a predicted model, not a curated record
AUCACACUCGAUGCACCGGGGACCGGUUAUUUGGCUGUUUUCACGAAAAACACACACAGUAGUCUGCCGUCAGUCGUGCUCCCUCUACGUCGUCUGCAAAUGCUCCCGUCAUCACAUUCCUCUGACGGCCGAGUCUAAUUCAAUCAGUGUGUUAAUCUGGCUUCUGUCACUGCCCCUCUUGUUCUUGAAAAAUAAUUAUAACUGAAGGGAACUCUACUAGCCAACAGUGAUGCAUAGCUUCGGAGCAUUGUGAUUCAAAUUUUUUCAUCUUAGAUUUUGGGCCACCUCUUACAUAUACUCACUGAGAUUUCUGCCUAUACUCCCCACACUGCACAUGUUUCAAGUGCACUGUUAUCUUGUGUCGGUUUUGGCUUUGUCCGCGUCCACUGCCGUAAUAUUACGAGCUUUUACUUUUUAAGUGUGCGUCGAGUUGUUUGCCCUUUUUGCAUUUUCUUGUUUGCUUUAUAAUUACAGAAUUCUUGUUUUUUUAACACUUUAGGAGACUUGCUAGGCUGCAUCUGGUAGGAUGAGUAUGUCAGUGAGAAAUCGUAACAAGUUCACUCCAGAGAAGAACACAACCAUGUUGAUUAAAGAGAAGACAACUAGUAUUUCAAGAGCGUUCCUUGUUAUUAGAAUGCUCUUCUUCACCACCGUGAUUGCCCUGAGUGUGUUGAUUGCAACAGUUAUGGUCAACAAUAGUACAGGCUGGAUUUCUCCCCAUCACAGCACCAACUUUUUGGACAAACUUUCACUUAGUCUCGGUCUUCAGGAACAUGUAUAUACGGUCGUGAUUGACGCCGGAAGCACAGGCUCAAGAGUGUUGGCAUUUACGUUCCAUCGAUCGUUAUCAGAUCGAAGCGUAAAGCUUGACCAAGAAUUCUAUUCACAUAUCAAACCUGGAUUGUCUGCUUUCGCUGACGACCCCAAGAAAGGGGCCGACUCGAUCAAGCAACUUCUAGACAAAGCCAAACAAGUUGUCCCUUCACACCUUUGGCACCAAACUCCCCUAGUACUUAAAGCAACGGCUGGAUUGCGACUCUUGCCCACUGAAAAAGCCAACCUAAUUCUAGAAGAGGUUCGACUAGUGUUUGAAGAAUCUGGAUUCAUGGUGACGCCUCGUUCGGUGAGCAUCAUGGAUGGAAUCGACGAAGGAUUGUUUUCUUGGUUUACCAUCAACUUUCUUCUCGAUCGGCUGCAUCAUCCUGAACAAACGGUUGCAGCUUUGGACUUGGGUGGAGGCUCGACUCAAAUUACAUUCGUCCCAAAAGAGAAAAGUACAAUGGAAGCAGCUCCUCAGGGAUUUAUCCAUCAAGUAGCCACCCUCCAUCAGAAGAUUGACGUCUACUCAUUUAGUUACCUUGGACUGGGCUUGAUGGCGGCCCGGAAGCAGAUCCUGUCUGCUGGCCAAGACGAAUCAGAAGUGGAACUGCGUUCUCCUUGCAUUAAUCCCAUGGUCAAGAAAGGCUGGACUUAUAGUGGCGUCAAUUACGUCGUCAAGGGGACUCACGAUGUCGACGUCGAGAAAAUUCCCAUGUCCGAGUGGCAAAAGAAGGGUGGCAUGCCCAAAGCUGAUUUUAACGAGUGCCUCAAGCUCAGUCGUAGUCUACUAGACACUUCCGUUCACAAACCUGCCGAGCUCAACGAACGUGAAGUGUUGGCCAUUUCUUACUAUUACGACAGAGCCAGUGAUCAUGGAAUGAUUGACUCUGCAGACGGAGGAACUCUGACUAUCAAAGAAUUAUUCAAAAUGGCAGAGCAAAUCUGUGGCGUCCCGAACCCUGAUCAAGCCUUUGCUUGUUUGGACAUGACUUACAUUUCUGCUUUGCUCCAUCACGGUUUUGGACUGUCCACCGACACCAAACUGCAGCUGAGGAAGAAGAUUGACGGCUACGAGACCAGUUGGGCUCUGGGUGCAGCUUUCCACGUUCUCCAUAACGGAAUUUAAAAAGUGCCAGUGAGACAUAUCACUUUUCUUUUUUUGGAAAACAAAAACUUAAAAAAGUAAUAAUUUUAUGAAACCAAGAUUAUCUUUACUCUCGGUUGUUUCUUAUGGUGUUAAUUGAAUUUUCCUGUGCCUUCCUAUCUCUACAUGGUGAACUCUAUAUUAUUCUACUUUGGUUUCCCGCUUCACACAGCCUCCCUUUUUAUUUUAACAUUCCUCAACGGCGCUUGAUUGUUUCGAAACAAAGUGCAAUACUAUACACACACACACAUGAGUCGAACCUUUUCCCAUUUGCCACCAAUAAGUUGUAUUUUUUUUCCCCUGUUUUUGCUCCUCAUGUUUAUUAUUUCGCUGCGAUUAGUCAUGGAAAUCAAGUAGUGGCUUUUCUACCCUUCUUCCUUCUUUAUAUUCGAGUGGGUUUGUUUUUUCAACUGGUUUUUAAGAAUAUCCAUUGUAUAUAAUAGUUUGAAGAUCGUGGGGGAUUAAAUAAAUCAUAUACAUUAA